Molecule: messenger RNA, 1062 nt
Organism: Polychytrium aggregatum
Lineage: Eukaryota; Fungi; Chytridiomycota; Chytridiomycetes; Polychytriales
Product: tryptophan synthase beta subunit-like PLP-dependent enzyme
Exons: 3
Cellular component (GO): cytoplasm
Molecular function (GO): cysteine synthase activity
Source: RefSeq, a predicted model, not a curated record
GUCGCCGAGCUGAUUGGAAACACGCCGCUUGUCCGAAUCAACUCGCUCUCGGAUGCGACCGGUUGCGAGAUCCUGGGCAAGUGCGAGUUCCUGAAUCCGGGCGGAUCAUCGAAGGACCGGGUCGCGCUGUCGAUCAUCGAGGAUGCCGAACGGCGCAACCUCAUCCGACCACAUUCGGGCUGCACGAUCACCGAAGGGACGGUUGGAUCGACGGGCAUAUCGCUUGCGACAGUAGCGCGGGCCAAGGGAUACCAAUGCCACAUUGUGAUGCCGGACGACCAGGCCCAGGAGAAAUACGAGAUCCUCGAGCGGCUUGGUGCACGGGUCGAAAAGGUGCGUCCGGUCUCAAUCGUCGAUCAGGGUCAUUUUGUACGGGUCGCCAAAACCCGGGCCGAGUCGAUCACUCAGGAGGCCAUGCGAGCCAACGAAUCCGGCCCCAUGGGCUCGCUCGACAUACCAACGGGAGCAGGUUUCUUUUGCGACCAGUUCGAGAACCUGGCGAACUUUGAGGCGCACCUGCGGACUACUGGGCCAGAAAUCUUCAGCCAAUGCAACGGCCAGCUGGAUGCCUUUGUGAUGGGUGCAGGAACCGGCGGCACGAUCGCCGGUGUUGCGCACUACCUCAAGCCCCGCAUGCCCAAUCUUCAGAUUGUCUUGGCGGAUCCGUGGGGGUCAGGACUCUUCAACAAAGUCAAGUUUGGAAUCAUGUAUGCUCCCACCGAGGCCGAAGGCACCCGGCGCCGGCACCAAGUCGAUACGGUCGUGGAAGGCAUCGGCAUCAACCGGUUGACAGAAAACUUCAAGCAGCUUCUUGGGAAAGCCCAUUCAUCCGAGGCUGGCUUGCGGCCUGUCGAGCACUACGUCGACGAUGCGGUUCGCGUGACAGACCGAGAGGCCGUCGAGAUGUCUCGGUAUCUGAUGCGAGAGGACGGUCUCUUUGUGGGCAGCUCUUCGUCGGUCAACUGCGUGGCAGCUUACCGAGUCGCAAAGCGGCUAGGCCCGGGACACCGGAUUGUAACUGUGCUCUGCGAUAGUGGCUCAAGACACUUGACCAAGUUCUGG